Messenger RNA from Myodes glareolus (Bank vole), 8630 nucleotides. The record is from RefSeq and is a predicted model, not a curated record. NCBI's taxonomy places the organism in Eukaryota, Metazoa, Chordata, Mammalia, Rodentia, Cricetidae.
AGUCCUUUGAGAAGAACGUUCAAAUCGAAAGUUCUGGCCCACUAUCCUCAGAGCAUAGAAUGGAACCCUUUUGAUCAAGAUGCAGUGAACAUGGCAUCAUGAAGAUGGAAAGGAACUUUUACACUGUAUGUGUUCGUGGGCUCGGUUAUGCCUGUGUAAACAGAAGACAACUAGGAAGAGUCAGUUUUCUCUUUCUGCCAUGUAUAUCCUGGUGACCAAACUCAGUUGUCAGCUGUGCAUGCCCCAAGGGCUGUCGUUCAGAACACAAGCUGACAAUAAAGAGCCCCAGUUCCACUCGUUCAUCAUCACCCGGGAAGAUGGUUCUCGCACCUACGGCUUUGUUCUCACUUUUUAUGAAGAAGUCACAAGUAAGCAGAUCUGUACAGCGAUGCAGACGCUGUACCAGAUGCACAAUGCUGAGCAGCAUGGUAGUGUGUACGCUUCAUCCUCCUGCAGUAUGGACUCGCUGGCAAGCAGUAUUGACGAGGGAGACGCAACCUCUCUUUUGAAACUCCAGCGAUACAACUCUUACGACAUCAACAGAGACACCUUGUAUGUUUCAAAAAGUAUAUGCUUGAUCACACCUCUGCCUUUCAUGCAAGCCUGCAAGAAAUUCCUCCUCCAACUGUACAAGGCCGUCACCUCUCAGCAGCCACCACCCUUGCCCCUUGAGAGCUACAUCCAUAAUAUUCUCUAUGAGGUACCCCUUCCUCCUCCUGGGAGGUCACUGAAGUUUUAUGGUGUUUAUGAGCCUGUCAUCUGCCAGAGGCCUGGGCCCAGUGAACUCCCUCUUUCUGACUACCCUCUCCGCGAGGCCUUUGAACUCCUGGGAUUAGAGAACCUCGUUCAAGUGUUUACCUGUGUCCUUCUGGAGAUGCAGAUCCUUCUGUACUCACAAGAUUAUCAGCGUCUGAUGACCGUGGCGGAAGGCAUCACCACACUCUUAUUCCCAUUUCAGUGGCAGCAUGUUUAUGUGCCCAUCCUCCCCGCCUCUCUGCUACAUUUUCUCGAUGCCCCUGUCCCUUAUCUGAUGGGUCUUCAAUCAAAAGAAGGAACUGACCGGUCUAAAUUAGAACUUCCACAAGAGGCUAAUUUGUGUUUCGUGGAUAUUGACAACCAUUUUAUUGAAUUGCCUGAAGAAUUUCCACAGUUCCCCAAUAAAGUGGAUUUUAUCCAAGAACUGUCUGAAGUUCUUCUCCAAUUUGGGAUUCCUCCUGAAGGCAGCCUCCAUUGUAGUGAGAGUGCCACCAAACUGAAGAAUAUGGUUCUGAAAGAUCUGGUUAGUGACAGAAAGAACGGCAAUGUCCCCACCAGCAACAUCAGCAUGUACGAGUUAAUGAAGGGCAAUGAAACCAUAGCCCGCCUCCAGGCUCUCGCUGAGAGGACUGGUGUGACUGUGGAAAAAAUUGACCUCUCAGCUUCUCUGAAUGAAAAAGAAAAGGAUUUGAAAUUACAGUGUGAAGAGGCAGAAUUGAGGGACUACCAACUCAACGUACAACUACGAGAGGUCUUUGCCAGCCGCUUUAUACAGAUGUUUGCUGAUUAUGAAGCAUUUGUGAUUCAGACCGCCCAGGACCUGGAGUCCUGGCUGACCAACCGGGAACAGAUGCAGAACUUUGACAAAGCUUCCUUCCUCUCUGACCAGCCUGAGCCUUACCUGCCGUUUCUUUCACGCUUCAUUGAAACACAGAUGUUUGCCACCUUUAUUGAUAAUAAAAUCAUGUCUCAGUGGGAAGAGAAAGACCCUCUGCUUCGGGUCUUUGAUUCUCGGAUUGAGAAGAUAAGGUUGUAUAACGUAAGGGCACCCACACCCACCCUGCGGACAUCUAUAUAUCAGAAAUGCAACAGUUUAAAAGAAGCAGCCCAGUCAAUUGAGCAAAGACUGAUGAAAAUGGAUCACACUGCAAUUCACCCACAUCUACUUGAUAUGAAAAUCGGUCAAGGCAAAUAUGAGCAAGGGUUCUUUCCAAAGCUACAGUCCGAUGUCUUGGCAGCAGGACCAACCAAUAACAAUCGCUGGGUGAGCCGAAAUGCGACGGCACAGCGCCGGAAAGAGCGCCUUCGCCAGCAUUCCGAGCACAUUGGACUGGACAACGACUUACGGGAGAAAUAUAUGCAAGAGGCACGAAGCUUAGGAAAGAACAUGAGGCAACCGAAGUUGUCAGAUCUCUCACCUGCUGUGAUUGCACAAACCAACUGGAAAUUCGUAGAAGGCUUAUUAAAAGAAUGCAGAAUGAAGACAAAGCGCAUGUUGGUGGAGAAGAUGGGACACGAAGCGGUGGAGCUGGGCCACGGAGAAGCAAACAUCACUGGCUUGGAAGAGAAUACCCUGAUCGCCAGCCUCUGCGACCUGCUGGAGAGGAUAUGGAGCCAUGGCUUACAGGUCAAGCAGGGGAAGUCUGCCUUGUGGUCACAUUUAAUUCAGUUCCAGGACAGAGAAGAGAAACAAGAGCACCUUACAGAUUCACCAGUUGCCCUUGGACCAGAAAGAAGAAAAUCUGACUCAGGAGUUAUGUUACCAACACUCAGGGUCUCUCUAAUUCAAGACAUGAGGCAUAUUCAAAACAUGAGUGAGAUCAAGACCGAUGUUGGCCGAGCCCGGGCGUGGAUAAGACUGUCUCUAGAAAAGAAGCUCUUGUCACAGCAUCUUAAGCAGUUGCUCUCCAACCAGCUGCUGACCAAGAAGCUCUAUAAGCGGUACGCCUUUCUACGCUGUGAGGAGGAGAGAGAGCAGUUCCUCUACCACCUGCUCUCCCUCAAUGCUGUGGACUAUUUCUGCUUUACCAGUGUGUUCACCACUAUCAUGAUUCCUUAUAGAGCAGUGAUAAUUCCAAUUAAAAAGCUGAGCAAUGCGAUCAUUACAUCAAACCCGUGGAUCUGUGUUUCGGGAGAGCUAGGAGACACCGGAAUAAUGCAGAUUCCAAAAAACCUACUUGAGAUGACGUUUGAGUGCCAGAACCUGGGGAAGCUCACUACAGUUCAGAUUGGCCAUGAUAACUCCGGACUGUUAGCUAAAUGGCUCGUGGAUUGUGUCAUGGUCAGAAAUGAAAUCACAGGACAUACAUAUAGAUUCCCGUGUGGGCGGUGGCUGGGCAAAGGCGUCGAUGAUGGAAGUUUGGAGAGAAUUCUGAUUGGAGAAUUGAUGACGUCGGCUUCAGAGGAAGACUUGGGAAAGCAGUGUCGGACUCCACCACAGCAGAAGUCUCCCACAACAACCAGGAGACUCAGUAUCACUUCCCUAACGGGGAAGCCUGCCAAGCCCAAUGCUGGCCAGAUCCAGGAAGGGAUUGGAGAAGCUGUGAAUAACAUUGUGAAGCACUUUCACAAACCUGAAAAGGAGAGAGGAAGCCUCACAGUGCUGCUCUGCGGAGAAAAUGGCCUGGUUGCUGCAUUGGAACAAGUUUUCCAUCAUGGGUUCAAAUCUGCUCGCAUCUUUCACAAGAAUGUCUUCAUCUGGGACUUCGUAGAGAAAGCAGUGGCUUAUUUUGAAACUACUGACCAGAUUUUAGACAAUGAAGAUGAUGUACUCAUUCAGAGAUCAUCUUGUAAAACCUUCUGCCACUAUGUGAAUGCUAUAAAUACUGCACCCAGGAGCAUUGGGAAGGACGGCAAAUUCCAGAUCCUAGUUUGCCUUGGAACAAGGGAUCACCUGCUCCCACAGUGGAUCCCAUUGCUAGCGGAGUGUCCUGCCAUCACCCGUAUGUACGAAGAGAGUGCACUUCUCCGAGACCACAUGACUGUCAACUCCCUGAUCCGAAUUCUACAGACCAUUCAGGAUUUCACCAUAGUCUUGGAAGGAUCUCUAAUCAAAGGAGUAGACGUGUAACCAGCAGACAGAAACUCUUCAUCCUGCGCUGGCUCCUGAGCCCUCCCCAGCUCUGGGGCCUCUGGACUGGUCUGACCAUAGGGAGCACUGCCUGGGCGGUCACUGCCAGGGCGGUCACUGCCUGGGCGGUCACUGCCUGGGCGGUGCAGUAGAAGCCCAGUUUGAACAAUCUCCACUCUGCACACGAGGCAAAGUGCUGUAUUGUAGUUCAUUCGAACCUGAAAUUUAGUAUAAAACAGAGUAUUUUCAUGUGUUAGAUGUGUGUAAAUAUGCUAUCUUUAAGAAAUUAUAUUACUCUAAUAAGAUACUUUUCUUAGAUUGAAUAUUCCUGUGACUUAAAAUAAGUAGCUUAAAAAUGUCGGGGGUGGGGAGAGCGGUGCUAGUCAGGAAGAAGCCAGUAAAUGUGUCAGUAGCGCAACCCUCCAGGUAUCACAAAGGAACCCAUAUGCAUUGUUGUGAAGCAGCCGUCCUUCCUGGAGUUCCGUCCUGUGUGUGGUGAAUGGAUACAGCUUUACACAUUAUACAAGAGUCCUCAUUUACCUUUAGGUUAUAAACCAUUUAAUAUGUUUGAAUUAUGAGUCACUUCUCCAGUUUGGAGACAUUUUUUCAAUUGGUUCAAGUAAAAGAUAUAAUUAAAGUAUUUUAAAUGCCAGACUCCAGCAGGGUUUGGUGGCUCACACCUUUAAUCCCAGCACUGGGGAGGCAGAGGCAGGUGGAUCUUUCUGAGUUGCAGGCCAGACAGAACUACAAAGUGAGACUCUGUCUUCGAACGCAGACACACACAUACAGACAGCAAAUGCCAGGUCCCAAGAGCUUGACUCAUCGGAAAGAAAAGCACGAAAGUCCUGAGAAGUGUGUUUAAGUAUGAGAUUUUAGCUUCUUUACUUUACUUUGGAAAGAUUAGCCUGAAGUAGCUUCAUUCUUGGAAUUUUUAUUACUGUUAUUUGAGAGCACCUUGGCGAUAAUGAAUUUCAGUAUUAGCCGUUUAGUCAUAGUAAGUGCAAAACCUUUAUGACUCGGUAUUUUCACUCGGCCUUCUAAAAUCCGUAACCAGAGUUAGACUGCCAACCCUGUCUUUGUUAGGUUCCAGCCACCCCCUCCGCCUUCCCCUUCCCCCUCAGGAAAUGGAAGGAAUGUGGAAGAAGGGGAGGUCUCUGUGUGAUUUGGAAUGCUUUUGUGAAAGUAUUUGUUGACCAUGAUAAUGCAAAUAUCAGAAGCUGGGAGAAAGAGUGAAACCUUUGUGGGUGUUUCAGGGAAAUGUAAAGCAGUUGGCACAGGCAGUUCAGGCUGCAGCUGACUGAGAAGUGAAACAAUUUAGAAAGACCUGAAGUUAGAACUUUCUAGUUUGAUAGUCUUAUUUUUUUAAGCUAAAUAAAUAUGUUAGCGAUUACAUAACUCUUCAUCUUCUGCUAAGCCGUAGCCUCUAAUUAGGCGCUGAUACCCUGUUAGUAGCAAAAUUGCCUCAGCAGGGCUCCAGGUCUAUUCCCCUUUGUACCCAAAAGGCAGGGCUGCAGCCUCUGAGGACCCUGUGCAACCUGAGGGUCCUGGGCUCUUGCCAACUGCACUGUUUCCCUUAUUUACUAGACGAAGAAGCUAAUAGAUGAGGGACCUGACUCCCUGUGUCAGACACCGUUGAGCCAGGGAACAGCUCCUGGGAAUGUGAAGGAAAGGGAAGGGCUGAGGGCUCCAGAUGGCCUGGGUGAACCAGACAUUUGUUUACCUAAAAUAAGUAUUCUAGAGAUACAAACCUACUAUGGGAAACAUCCAGGAGCUAUAAAUGGUCCAGAUCAGGCUGUUGUUCCCUCUCCCAUAGGCCGUCCUGAAACAGCACCAGGUAGAUUUUAAGCUAGUGUGCUACAAUUGAGUCUGUUACAAUUGAGUCACCCAGUACAGCUGCUUGGUUUAUAGGUGGGAACAGAAUCAAAGAGAUUACAUUCUUGCCCUUUCCCCCUUGACAACACAGGGUUUAUAAUUUGUGCUUUUUACCACACCAGACUGCAUGAAACCAACCUUCAAAGCAUUCUUACCUAAUCGUAUUUCUCCUAUUGAAUCUUCAUUCACCUGUACAGAUAUAAAGCAAUAUUCCUGUAAUACUUAAUAAGGACUGAUACUUAAAUGGUUUUGUUGUUGUUUUGUUUUUCGUUUGUAAGACAGAAUAUCACUGUGUAGCCCUGGCUGUCCUUGGAAUUCCACUUUAGACCAGGCUGACCUGGAACUCACAGAGAUCCAGCUGCCUCUACCUCCUAAGUGAGGGGAUUCAAGUGAGUGCCCUGCCCAACAAACUGUCCUUAAUCUCUUAGACAUUGCGUCUGCUGUAAGAACUGGGAGCAGAUUGGCAUUUCCACUGUGUUUAGAAUUGUUACUUACAGUAAUACCAAAAAACAAACAAAAAAAAAAUGCCUAUAAAGUUCUGUUCUGUGAGGUAUCAUUUGGGUGGACUAGUGAAGUGACUGAUUAAAACCAACGUCCAUCCUCCUGAAGGCCCGUCUCCCAUGUGUAGCACCUGCUCACACAGCUAGGCCUUUUGGGAACAUCUUGACUGGCCCAUAUGCCGAUUCCUUUGAAUUUCCCUUUGCCUUAUGGAAUAAAUUCAAUGUGUAGAAACACCAUAAAGACCUUAGGAUGUGAUAAAUAAGAAUGCUCCCACUGAGUUUGGGGUUACCUCUUACAAAUGAUAAGACUUAUCAUGUGGUUUAUAACAAACUGAGUCAAUAUGGAAAAUAUUUACAUCACAGCAGAAGCAGAUUUCUCAAAACAUAGCCCUCCAGGCCAACGUUUGUAAGGACCAUACAACAGGCACCCUUCUUGCUAUGCGUUUUUUUAAACUAGUACUAUACUUUAGAAUCACCUCAAAGUAAAUGAAAAUCAAAACUGCUUGUUUUUGUUAAUUUUUAUUAAAUUUGCUAUGCCUGGAGAUGUAGUUCAGUGAUAGAGUGUUUAGGUAGCGUGUACAAAACCUGGGGCUCUAUCCUCAGCAGGCAAAAAUAAAAUUGCCAAAAUCUUGAGUUCUUCAAAAGUUUACUGUCUAAGUAUUUUUCUUCAAUACUAAAGCUUCUAAUCUCAAGCACCUUCAUGUCACCUCUAUGGUGACUGGGUUUGCAUAUUAGAUAUGAGAAGUUGUCUAUACUCCAGGAGGCGGGGAACCCCCAGCACCUUACCAUGACUGACCAAGAGCAAAGUGGAGCCUCCCAGCCUAACCUUGUUUCCCACUCGGGAUGAACACUUGAUAGAGGAAACCUAAAACUUGCAAAAUUCAUUUUAAAUGUUUAUACUUACUGUACCUUUUCUAGCUCUGUGGGAUUUAUUUAACAUGACUUUUUAAGAAAUUAUUUUAAUGAACUAUAACACUGAAUAAUACUAAGUUGCUUCUGCUUUUCUGACAGUAAGCACAUAUAAGUAAAUGUAAAGAAAAAUAGAUUAAAAUAAUAAUUCCUGUGUAGCAUGUGUUAAUAUCUCUAAAAUACUUCAAAAUAUGAGGCAGUAGACAAGAAUAUCAGAUCCCCAGGAAAAUAGUUGACGGCAUUGGGAACAGAGCUCUUCAUAGCAUAAAAUAUCUAAGAAUGAUGUCUUUUCAAUAGUUUUUUUUUUAUUUAGGAAAUUGUAUUUUCUCUGAGGUCUACAGAGGCUAGUCUACCCUUUUCAUGGUAUUGACAGAGCAUUCUGAACUUACAUAUUUCAGUAUUAGCAUACCUUCAUUGGUUGACAGCAGAGUUCUCUUCCACUUUGAUGCAGUUCAUCUGUUUCCAAGCCCCUCUGUCUUUUGCCUCUGGUUGGUUUGACUUUUAUUAUUAUUUUUUAAUUAAUUUUUUUGUUCUAUUUGGUUUGGGUUUUUGUUUGUUUCUCAAGACAGGGCUUCUCUGUGUAGCUUUGGAGUUCCUGUCUUGGAGCUCACUAGGUAGACCUGACUGGCCUUGAACUCACCUGCCUCUGCCUCCCAAGCACUGGGAUCAAAGAUGUGCACCACCACACUUGGCAAGCAUCUGUGUUUUUAGAAAUCUUUGUUUCUAAUGUAACGAUUGCAUUAUCAUUUAGCAUAACUUGGAAACAGUUAUCCCUUAUUUCUAUUAAAAUACAUAUACAAAUCUGCUGGAUCAAACUGAAUUUGAAGCUUUUUGAAGACGUGCUGUUACAGUAUAGGAAAGGAAUCCAAGGAUGGGCUAGACUGGAGCUCACUGAUACACGUGCUUAGCAUACCCAGGCCUGGGCUCAGCCCCCCAGCAGAAGAGAACAGUAAGUUCAGCAGAGAUCAUAACUCCCCAAAUCUGGUGCCUCUCUCAAGGAUAGGGUCAAAACUGAAUUCAGAAAGACAAACUGAAGUAUUCAUAUUUAUAUCAGACUGAAAAGAAAUCACCAAAUAAACUUCCCCCCUCUCUGAAAGGGUUCUGUCAUAUCCUUAUUUAGGAAGGAGCCAUGCUUGUUCUAAUUACUUGUGGGUUGGAUCCAGUGUAUAAACAGACUUUGAUGUGGAAAGGAAUAUUAAGGUCAAAUGAGGAGAAUAAAACAGAAAAAAACUGCUGCACUUGAACCACAUGUAAAGGUACCCUGUGUUUUUGUUUGUUUGUUUUUUAAUAGUUCUCCAUUUAAAUUAUAUUGUUUCCCUUUGUAUUAUUAACUAUGUAUGUCACAACUGGAAUUUUCUCCCCCUCCCUCCCCCAUCUGAACAUAGUAUAAAGUCUGAAGAGUAUUGUGACAUUAAGCACUUUAACAUAUUGAACAAACUGACAUGGAUUUUUCAGGUUUUGGAGUACAUUUAAAUAUGACUUUUCAUGCUUUGUUCUUUACAAAUAAAACUGUGGGGUUGAUA